AUGUGCCCAGAUUUCUGCUGCGACAGCGUCAAUUCUUGCCAAAAACUCAUCAGGUACGAGGCUGGUUCAAACGAGAGAAUUGUGUAUGAAAAAUCCAGCCCUAACUUUUCUCACAAAGAACUACCCACAGUCCCAGCAUCACUUGCGUAUGAAUGCUUGCGAUCCGUACCGAACAAGCCUGAGCCGGCCAUGCAACUUGUGAAGAGCUUGAAGGCAUUCGUCCAAUGGCAAAGCACACUGGCAUUUUUAAAGGAUCCCCCGCCAUCUUACAUGUUCCCACCAACGGAUAUCGAGGCAGGUCUGGACAAUCUUUCUGCAACUGCAGCAGCCGGAGGUUUCGCGAGCGAGUAUGAUUUCCAGCUUGGUGUCGUUACGCUAUUUGCUACUGCACAUGAUGGGCACUUCGGAUAUCGUCCCGAUGUCUUCAAAGCAUUUGGAUUCAGGAAUACGCUCGCCUCGGAUAUUGUUUCCGUAUCCAAGGAUGGGAAAGAGGUGCCGAAGCUGUAUCACUUGGCCGCCCUCACCAGCAACAUGACGGCACCUGCAAUCACAAAGAUCAACGGUCAAGAUGCUGCAGCUUUCAUUAAUGCACUGAAUCUCAAAUUUAAUAAUUUCCAAGACCCUGACUCGAUGUGGAAUACCCAAUUCCCCUCCUAUGCCAGUCCAGAUGCGGAGCUCACCGUGGCUGCAUCGCUCGCAUUUCAGGGAUCGAAUGUAACCCUCACCUACGAUAACGGUCAGGAGAAAUCACAAGAGAGUUUUGCAGUCUUUCGUGCCGGCGCAAACUUUACAGGUGUAAAGACUGGGGAAGACUUCUACAACAGGUUCUGCAAUCCCAAUGCAACUCAAACAGUUGUGGCCGCACCACCAGCACCACCAGCCAAUACCACCACCGCACUUCCCAAGCUGGCGCCAACUAUUCAAGGCUAUCCAUUCCCAGUAGUUCGUGACAGCGGGGCCAACACGACCUCUGGCUACUUUCUGAACGGAACUGGAUAUGACAACGUCGCCGUACUCUCGGUCUUGGGUUUCUCGCCUGCUGGUGACAUAGGUGCGGUCGAGUAUUUGAGCAACUUUCAGUCUACGGUCUCAUCGUUCCUGUCUCAGUCCAAGGCAGCAGGAAAAACUAGGCUCGUUGUUGACGUUUCUGCUAAUGGUGGUGGCUUCGUGAUUGCUGGAUUUGAACUCUUUUCCCAGCUAUUUCCUGACGCCCCGAAAUUCCAAGCAGAUAAUCUUCGUCUCGCAGACAGCCUCGUCAAAAUUUCCCGAAUCACGGAUUCUAUCCCGAACAACUUUACCGCUACGACAACAGCACAGAAGAGCGCCAUUCUAGCCCUCCAAAAUAGCGCCGUUGUCAGUAACCUCGUACCAGGCGGCGUCUUCUCCCCCGAGGGCAACAGAUUCAGCACAGUCGAUCAGAUUCUCGCCCCAGUAUCUCUGAAAGGCGAUGUCUUCACCGCAUACCAGCAAGCACCACUCAACGAAACGGACCCUCAAUUCAACCUUACGGGCGUAGGGAGCCGCGCCAAUCCUCCACCUGCGGUCUUCAAGCCCGAAAAUGUGGUGAUCCUAACAGACGGCACCUGCGGCUCAACCUGUACGAUCUUCUCCUACCUCAUGAUUCUCCAACUCAAUGUAACAACGACCGUCAUCGGCGGCCGUCCAAUGACCGGACCAAUGCAAUCCAUCGCCGGCGUAGAAGGUGCUCAAGUCUUCCCCCUCGACGAACUCUCGGACGCGGCCGCCGCCGUUAUAGCCCUCUCCCCCAAAUCCGAACAAGCCGCACUCCAGUCCAGCGAGCUGGGCGUCCUCGCCGAUGGCUACGCACUCAAACGCCUCACCAGCACCGCAUUCGCGGGCUCUGUGAAUGGUAAGAAUGCUUUCGCCGCCAAGGAUUCCCAGACCCCGUUGCAGUUCCUGUACCAGCCUGCGAAUUGUAGGAUUUUCUAUACCAAGGAGAUGAUUUUCAGUCCCGAGGCGGUGUGGAAGAGGACUGUGGAUGCUACUUGGACGGACCCAGCGGCGAACUGUGUAGAGGGGAGUAGGGUGCCGGUCAAUGGGAGUAUGGGUCUUGAUCCACUGUUUCGGAUGGGGGUUAAUGCUAUGGGGGAGACGUUUGGCGGGGCGGCGAGAGUUGGAGGAGGGAGUCUGGGGUUGAUGGUAGGUUCUGCAGUUUCAACGGUUGUGCUGGGUUUCUUGUAG
Molecule: messenger RNA, 2202 nt
Organism: Hyaloscypha bicolor E
Lineage: Eukaryota; Fungi; Ascomycota; Leotiomycetes; Helotiales; Hyaloscyphaceae
Product: peptidase S41 family protein
Exons: 3
Coding region: 1-2202 (733 amino acids)
Biological process (GO): proteolysis
Molecular function (GO): serine-type peptidase activity
Source: RefSeq, a predicted model, not a curated record